AUGGAAGAAGGAAGUGAGUCAACGAGAUACUGGUGUCAUGUAUGCAACAGACUGGUUGAAACGUUCAGGGAGGCUGAGACGAUCAAAUGUUCGUCAUGUAACGGCGGAUUCGUGGAGGAACAUGAUAGCGUAAGGGCUGAUGAUCACAACCACCAACACCAACUCGCCGGAGAUUCGGAAUCUGACCGUGCUAUGUCAUUGUGGGCUCCAAUUUUGCUUGGAAUGAUGAGUAACCCUCGCCGGCGACGCAGGUUCAGACAAAUUGAUAACAACGAGGAAAACGAUGAGAAUGAAGAUCAUAACGAGUCCGAAGAACGCUACCGUCGUUACCACCGUGAAGGCGGAGAGUCGGAAUUGGACAGGGAGUUGGAGUCUAUUAUGAGAAGGCGGCGGCGAAGCUCCGCCGCUAUCGUUCAACUCCUUCAAGGGAUUCGCGCCGGAAUGAUAACGCAAUCGGAGAAUAGCGCUGAUAGGGAGGGCGGAGAAAGUAACAGAGAUCGAGAUCGUGUUAUUUUGAUUAAUCCGUUUAGUAACACAAUCAUUGUCCAGGGUGGUGGCGGUGGUGCAAAUUCAUUUGACUCCUCCGGCGUCGGCGGCCCACAGAACCACCCAAUCGGAUCCCUAGGCGAUUACUUUGUGGGCCCCGGACUGGAAUUACUCCUCCAGCAUCUCGCGGAGAAUGAUCCAAACCGGUACGGAACACCACCGGCCAAAAAAGAAGCAGUGGAGGCCAUGCCGAUAGUGAAAAUCCAGGAAGAUUCCGUUCAAUGUUCAGUUUGUUUGGAAGAUUUCCAGAUCGGAGAUGAAGCAAAAGAGAUGCCAUGUAAACACAGGUUUCACGGCGACUGUAUCCUGCCAUGGCUAGACCUUCACAGUUCAUGUCCAGUUUGCAGGUAUCAGUUACCUUCCGAUGAAUCCAAACUCGAACGAGACCGGGAAGCUUCCCGUGCUAUCACUGUCAACACCAACGUGAUCGCCGGAGAAUCUGAGAUCGCCGGAGAAGACGGUUCCGGUUCCUCCCGGCGACUUUCUGGUCGUCGGACUCAGGGUCGGGUCCGCCGGAGAGCGGAGGUGGUCGGAGGGAUGAUGAUAAUCAAUGAACCCGCAGCUCAGCUGUAA
Messenger RNA from Lactuca saligna, 1119 nucleotides. Lineage: Eukaryota; Viridiplantae; Streptophyta; Magnoliopsida; Asterales; Asteraceae. The record is from the annotation of a GenBank genome assembly.